AUGUCCAUCCCCACGAUCGACCUAAGCCUCGCAGCCGACGCAACGACGCGGCCAGACGUUGUUCAAAAACUCCGACACGCACUGCUCGAAGUUGGAUUCCUGUAUUUGACGAACCACAGCGUCGAGGAGUCCACGAUCCAGGAUCUGAUCGAUAUCCUCCCCACGCUGUUUGCGUUACCGGACCGUGUCAAGGAGUCGGUGGCGCUCGUGCAAUCGCCGCAUUUCCUGGGUUAUAGUAGGUUCGGCGCAGAGACGACGGCCAAGGUGCAGGAUGAGAGGGAGCAGUUCGAGUUUGCCAAUGAAUUGCUCGAUCGGUAUGGUGAUGGAAGUGGUGCUGGUGGGAUGACGCGAAAACUCCCAUUGUAUGUGAGAUUGCAGGGUCCGAAUCAGUGGUUGGCGUCGGAGGAGCUUCCGCACCUUCGACGGGUCGUGGAGAAGUAUAUUGAGGCGCUUCAAGAUCUUGCGAGGAGGUUUCUGGAUGUUGUGACGGAGGCGCUGGGCCUUGAGGCUGGGACUCUGUCGGCGUUCACGGGCCCGCAGGAUCGGAUCAAACUCGCGCAUUACAGGCCUGCCGCUCAUGCUACUCUCGAUGCACAGUCGCAAGGCGUUGGCCCGCAUAAAGAUAGUAGUGGGUGGAUCACGUUGCUGCUGCAGGCGUCUGAUCCGUCGAUCAAGGGGUUACAGGUGUUGUCCAAGGACGGCAUAUGGCUCGAUGCGCCACCUGUGCCAGGGUCGUUAGUAGUGAACAUGGGCCAGGCCUUCGAGGUGGCUACGAAUGGAGUGUGCAAGGCUACGACGCAUAGGGUUCUACUGCCGCCGGGGGACUACGACCGGUACAGUGUGCCGUUCUUCCAGGGUGUGAGGCCGGAUUUGACCAAAGAUGAUCUGAAGAUCUUGUGGGGGCAUUUUGACAAGGAGAAAUGGAAGACGAGGGAGUCGGAGGAGGGCCAGAGGAUUGAUAGUCCAUUUUUGAGGGGGAACUUUGAUACCUGGGGUGAAGCACAGUUGAGAACCAAGAUUCGCAGUCAUAGGGAUGUUGGGAGGAAGCAUUAUGCUGAUGUUUUGGAUAAGUACAUCAAUGAUGAGUGA
Exophiala bonariae is the source of this 1089-nucleotide messenger RNA. RefSeq lists its product as uncharacterized. Gene Ontology annotation, molecular function: 2-oxoglutarate-dependent dioxygenase activity. NCBI's taxonomy places the organism in Eukaryota, Fungi, Ascomycota, Eurotiomycetes, Chaetothyriales, Herpotrichiellaceae. The coding region runs from base 1 to 1089 and encodes 362 amino acids. The transcript has a single exon. The record is from RefSeq and is a predicted model, not a curated record.